Dinoponera quadriceps is the source of this 7320-nucleotide messenger RNA. RefSeq names its product myotubularin-related protein 13 (gene Sbf). The transcript has 13 exons. Bases 583 to 6714 code for a protein of 2043 amino acids. NCBI's taxonomy places the organism in Eukaryota, Metazoa, Arthropoda, Insecta, Hymenoptera, Formicidae. The record is from RefSeq and is a predicted model, not a curated record.
UCGUCCCGGUCGCUCUCAGAUAACGCUCUCGACGGCGUCAUCCGUCCGUUCGUUUGGCCGAUCCAGUUCUCGUCUUCGUUUUGCGUGAACGUUGUGCGGUCCGGCGGCCCCGUACCCAUACGUGGAUUCAACAAACACUCAAUGUGGCGUUUGAGUUUGGAAGGUUAUGGAUUGAAGGCUUCGGGGUGUGGCAUCGUAUUCGGCGGUCCGCGAGACGUUACGGGACGCGACGGCGGUGGUGUGAUGGUGCGCUGAGGUACACGCGCGCGACGAGCGACUCGGCCGCGCACGAGAUCCCCCUCGGCCGUCGUUUUUUUUUCCGCGGACGGAGGUUGCCGACGGUCGUCCCGCGAGAGAGAGAGUGUGUUCCGUGCGCGCGAAUCCGGCGUUGACCGCUCGCGGCCGGCCGCGUGAAGAGUCGGGUCGAACGUGGAGCGAGAAUUAUGACCGUGACUUUCUCGAAUCGGGCCGCGCAUUGACAAGCCGCGCGUUGACCGGUGGUGCGCGUUUGACGCAAGGUAGCUCGCUCGGCCGCCACGGGGACGAGGUCCAUGAGAUCACGUGUAAUAAACUCGACGUGGGAUGUUGAGCGCCGUCACCCCCACUCAGCCCCACGAGUACACCGAGAUGUCUCGGUUAGCCGACUACUUCGUUGUGGUCGGCUACGACCACGAGAAAGAAAGGGGUGGUGUAAGUAGCGGGAUUGUGUUGCAACGAUUCCCAGAGAAAGACUGGCCGGAUACACCUUUCAUUGAAGGAAUAGAAUGGUUUUGCCAGCCGCAAGGAUGGGCCUUGUCGACCGAGAGGCAGGAACCCCGCUUCUUUGUCUCGAUACUGACGGACGUUUACGCAAACCGACACUAUUGCGCCUGUAUGUGCUUCAAUGAAACAAUAUCGAUUGUGCCAAGUAAACCCGUAGACGAGGAGGAGGAUCCCGUGGAUGGGGACAGCCGACCCCUGGUCAGGGCAAUACCCGCUAUCGCGCAUCAUAGCAUUAUGUACGCACCCAAGUGUCUGGUGCUGGUUUCCAGACUCGAUUACAUAGAAACAUUUAGAAACUGUCUUGGUAUUAUUUACACAGUGUACGUGGAAAAUCUCGGUAUACCGUUAGAGACAUUAGUCGGAAAUAUAUUAGGAUGUAUUCAAGUACCUCCUGCUGGCGGGCCUCAGGUGCGAUUCAGCAUCGGAGCAGGCGAUCGUCAAGCGCUUCAGCCACCAAUCAGCCCCUCUCUUCCUAUAACUCAUACUAGUGUAAAUUUAUUAUUUCAGCAAUUAGGUAUUCGCAAUGUGCUAGUAUUAUUUUGCGCAGUCAUGACAGAACAUAAGAUACUUUUUCACUCAGCCAGUUACUCUCGACUGACCGAAGGGUGUCGCGCCCUCACGGCUCUGAUGUAUCCGUUUCGGUACUCGCACGUUUACAUUCCUCUUUUGCCAGCGGCUUUAGUCGAAAUACUCAGCACUCCGACCCCGUUCAUCAUGGGCGUGCACAGCUCGUUGAGGCACGAGAUCGCCGAACUCAUGGAUGUAAUAGUCGCCGAUCUGGACGGGGGCUCGAUAAUGGUCCCCGACGGCGUUUCGCUCUCUCUGUUACCGGAGCCGUUGCUCUCGCAGACACAGGACGCGCUGUCGCUGGUGUUGCAGCCGGAACUGGCGUGCGCCGAUUACGCCUUUCCUCCGCUCGCUACCAGAGCGCCGCAUUCGCCGAUGCUCGACAAAGAACUCAGGGCGGUGUUCAUGCGAACCUUUGCUCAACUGUUGCAAGGAUACCGAAGUUGUCUGACGCUGAUACGGAUACACCCGAAGCCGGUGAUCACCUUCCACAAGGCGGCCUUCCUCGGGGAGAGGGGCCUGACGGAUUGCGACUUCACCACGCGGGUCCUGGACUGCAUGUUCUUCACGUCCUUCAUCGCGGAGAGAGGCCCGCCGUGGCGGCCGUGCGACGUCUGGGACGAGCUCUACAGUAACCUGAGCGAUCAGCUGAAGCAGGAGACGCAGGAUCACAGGAUAAUCCUCACGCACAUCCAGGAGCUGGCGCAGCAGCUCUACACGAACGAGAACCCGAAUCCGCAGCCGUACGUGCAGAAGAUCCUGAAGCCCCCGGAGGGCGCGUUCGCGAGGAUCCAUCAGCCCCUCUUGCCGCGCAUCAACACGGAGCAGGUGCAGGCGAUCAUCGACGAGGGCCUCGCGAAGAACAAUCUCAAGGUCAGACUGUCCUCCCUACGGCCGAUUCAGCCCCGCAUCGUGCCGACGGGGCCGCACAUCUCCUUCGUCCACGACACCAGGCAUCUAGUCAGCAACUCCGCGCGCAGGCUGGAAGUGUUGCGCAACUGCAUCAACUGCAUAUUCGAGAACAAGAUCUCCGACGCUCGCAAGACCUUCCCCGCGGUGCUGCGGGCCCUCAAGAGCAAGGCCGCGCGCCUCGCGCUCUGCAUGGAGUUGUCGCAGCACGUGGUGGGCAACAAGGCGAUGCUGGAGCACCAGCAAUUCGACCUGGUGGUGCGUCUGAUGAACUGCGCGCUGCAGGACGACUCGUCGAUGGACGAGCACGGGGUCGCCGCGGCGCUGCUGCCGCUCGCCACCGCCUUCUGCAGGAAGCUGUGCACCGGCGUGAUACAGUUCGCCUACACCUGCAUCCAGGAGCACCCGGUCUGGCAGAACCAGCAGUUCUGGGAGGACGCCUUCUACCUGGACGUGCAGAAGGACAUCAAGCGGCUGUAUCUGCCGGGUGACAAUUCGCCCCCUAGACUGAUCAACGACGCGAUCCUCAGUCCGAUCAGUCCCCGCGACGGCAAGGAGUUCCCGUACCGAUACUCGAUCUAUCAGGCCCAGGAACCGUCCGCGCUGGAGAUCGCCGCCGAUCAGAUGCGCGUCUGGCCGUCCAUCGAGCCGGAGAAGCAGAAAGAGCUGGUGAACAGCGAGGAGAGCACCAUGUACAGCCAGGCCAUUCACUACGCCAACCGAAUGGUCUACCUGCUGGUGCCGUUGGACAUCGGCUCGAAGACCCACCGUCAGGACAACGUGUACGACGAGGAGCGGGCGAGCAACAGCAUCACGAACAGCGUGGCGAGCGACAGCGGCGACGCCGAGUCCGGGUUCGAGGAGACCGACCCCGGCGAGACCGGGAGCGCGGUGAUCCGCAUGGUCUCGCGAUUCGUCGACCGCGUCUGCACGGAGGGCGGCGUCAGCGCGGAGCACGUGAGGUGCCUGCACCAGAUGGUGCCGGGGGUGGUUCACAUGCACAUCGAGACGCUCGAGGCGGUCCACAGGGAGAGCAAGCGGCUACCGCCGAUACAGAAGCCGAAGAUCCUCACGCCCAACAUGCUGCCGGGCGAGGAGGUGAUAAUGGACGGGCUGCGCGUCUAUCUGCUGCCGGACGGCAGGGAGGAGGGCUCCGCCGGCCUCCCGAAGAUACCACCGCUCCUGCCGGCCGAGGGCGCCAUCUUCCUCACCAACUACAGGAUCGUGUUCAAGGGCAUACCGUGCGACCCGUUCGCCUGCGAGCAGCUGGUCGUCCGCGCCUUCCCGGUGACGUCCCUGACGAAGGAGAAGCGCGUGGCCGUGCAGCACCUGGCGCACUUGGACCAGUGCCUGCAGGAGGGCCUCCAGCUGCGCUCCUGCACGUUCCAGCUGAUCAAGCUGGCCUUCGACGAGGAGGUCACGCCGGAGAACAUCGACACGCUGAGGAAACUGGUGCACAAGGCGCGUUACCCGCCGCACAUCUUCCAUCACUUCGCGUUCAACGGGCACGUGCUGGUGACGCAGACGGCGCAUCACAAGGGCAAGGAGAAGAACGCGACGCUGAAGGGCUUCGCGAAGAAGACGCUGCUGAAGACCGCGAGGAAGGCCGGCUUCAAGCCGAAGCAGUCGUCGAAGCGGCAGAAGUACGUCCUGCCGAACAUGAAUCUCAUCAGCAACAACAAGUACAUGACGUCGCCCGGGCGCAUGAGCCUGCCGAUCGCCGACAACAACGAUCUCAGCCACGACGACGAUCUCAGCAUAGACGACUUCGAGGUGCCCGGCGUGAUGACGCAGCCGCCGACCGACGCGAAGACGUUGGAACGGCUCUCCGAGCGCAGCUACGUGCGCGACUGGUAUCGGCUCGGCCUCUACGCGAACGGCCCGCACAACAACCGGCGCAACGAGCCGUUCCGCCUCUCCUCGGUGAACUGCGCCUACAUGGUGUGCCGUAGCUACCCGGCCCUCCUGAUCGUCCCGACUUCCGUGUCGGACGAGAGCAUACGCCGGUUCUGCCGGCUCUACCGUCACAGCCGAGUGCCCGUCGUCACCUGGAGGCACCCGCGCACGAAGGCGCUGCUGAUCCGAGGCGCCGGCUACCACGGCAAAGGCGUGAUGGGCAUGCUGAAGGCCCACCCGACCUCGAGCGGUAAUCUGAAGACCGCGUCGUCGGAGACGACCUCCUCCUUGGAACAGGAGAAGUACAUGAUGGCCCUGGUCGCGGCGACGCCGCUCUCCGUCCUGCGGCAGGGCUCCGCCUGGGGCAUGUCCGACAGUUCCCUCAGCAUCGACUCGCUGCUGCUGGCCGCCGAGGAUCGCAACGCCACGCCGGAGCAGUCGCGGCGCAAUCCGUUCAACAAGCCGCUCGGCACCCUCGGCUCGUCCGGCGGCAAGGGCCCGAAGAAUUUCGGCCGGUGGGGCUCCCUCAAGGACAAGAGGCACAACUCGUCCCAGGCCUCCCUCACCUCGGUCCACCAGCGCGGCACCGUCAGACACUCCGCGGACUCGGACAGCGGCACGGAGUGCGUGCACACCUUCCAGCGCGCCGCUCUCUACGUCCUGGGCGAGAAGGCGCACAUGAAGGGCGUCAAGGCCGAGUCCACCCCCAAGACGGACUUCAUACCGGUCGAGUAUUACGACGUCAGGCACACCAAGGCCGCGUUCAAGAAGCUGAUGCGGGCGUGCGUGCCGAGCUCGCCGAACGUCGAGCCCGACCAGAGCUUCUACCGGCUGAUCGAGAGCUCGGAGUGGCUGCAGCAGCUGCAGAAUCUCAUGCAACUGGCGGGCGCGGUGAUAGACCUGAUGGACAUGCAGGGCUCCUCGGUGGCGGUUUGCCUCGAGGACGGCUGGGACACCACGACGACGGUGUGCUCGGUCGCGCAGGUGUGCCUCGAUCCUCAUUACAGGACGAUAGACGGCUUCAGGACCCUCAUCGAGAAGGAGUGGCUCGGAUUCGGCCACCGGUUCGGCCAUCGCAGCAACCUCGCCGCGAAUUCGCAGACCACUAACUUCACGCCUACGUUCCUCCAGUUCCUGGAUAUAGUGCAUCAGAUACAGAAGCAGUUCCCGCUGGCGUUCGAGUUCAACGAGUACUACCUCAAGUUCCUGGCCUACCACUCGGUAUCCUGCCGCUUCCGCACGUUCCUCCUGGACUGCGAGUUCGACCGCGUCGAGUGCGGCAUCACCGCGAUCGAGGACAAGAGGGGCUCCCUGACGAGCCAUCACAAGGGCGUCGACACCGGUAGCGACGACGACACCAUCUAUCCCGGCGGCAGACUGGCCGGGACCAACACCGGCUGCAACCUCGGCCAGAGCAUCUUCGAUUACAUCGAGAAGCAGCACGCGCGGUGUCCGUUGUUCUACAACUUCAUGUACACGCCCAACAUGGAGUAUCCCGUCCUGAGACCGGUCCGGCAUCUGCCCAGCCUCGAUAUCUGGCAGUUCUACCUGGAGGAGGAGCUGGCGCACGGCCCGGCCUACGAUCUGGAGGUGUUGCAGCAGGAUUCCCAGCAGGAGGAAGAGGCCGAGGCCGCGGACGGCGUCGUCAAGAGCAACCGUAAAAUAGUUACUCAGGGAUACGACGGAGUCAGCACGAUGGUGCCCGAUCAGUUCUCUCAUCUCUUGGAGGAGAUUCACAAACUGGAGACCGAGCUGGGACACUUGCCGCAGAAGUGGAAAGUGCUGUGGGACAAGCUCGAGCUGCCGAACACCGAUUCGCUCGCUCGGCACGCGUCGUUCAGCACGGCGCUGGUGCGGUAUCACGGUCGGCUGACUCACAAGCGUUCCACCCUGGAGCUGUUGUUACGCGGCAAACUCGCGGGCGGGAGUACCACCGGAAACGAAGGUUCCGUUUACGCGCAUCCGCACAGAUUCGAGAGAUUGGAUUCCGCGACCCCGACCCAUUGCGACGCGUGUUCCGGCGUGCUGUGGGGCCCCGUGAAGGCCGGAUUGAGGUGCAUCGACUGCGGCCACGUGUGCCACGACAAGUGCGCGGACGCCGUGCCGAAGAAUUGCACGAAGUACAAGGCUGUGACGGAUAAUCUCCAAACUCACACACUCACGAGAAGCGGCGGGGACAACGGAAGCGUGAACUCAAGUGUAACGACUAUACAGACUUCUUCUCAGCAAUAUUACGAGCAAUUCUCGAGCAACGUGGCGGAAAACAGGACGCACGAGGGCUAUCUUUAUAAACGGGGCGCCCUGUUGAAGGGCUGGAAGCAGAGAUGGUUUGUACUGGAUUCCAUAAAGCAUCAAUUGAGAUAUUACGAUGCGGUGGAGGAUUCGCACUGCAAAGGAUAUAUAGAUCUGGCCGAGGUGGUAUCCGUUACUCCAGCUGCGCCGAUGCCUGGACCACCAAAGAAAACGGACGACAAAUCAUUCUUUGAUCUCCGUACGAAUAGACGGACGUACAAUUUCUGCGCUGCGGACGCAGGCACCGCACAGGAGUGGAUCGAAAAAGUUCAAGCGUGCUUACAAUAGUGUGUCGCAAGCUUGAUUCUAGUACUAAUUUAAAAUUCUGGAUGUGACUGAUAUAGAGAGUAAAAGAUUUUAAUUUUGUUACAUAAUAUUGUAUAGUCUAAUUGUAUGCGUCAUAGACUGCAUUAACAGCGCUUUAAGUAUUUAAAAAAAAGAAAACGCAAACUCGUUGGACUGAAAAUAGUAUCAUAAAUUAAAUGUGAUACAACCAUAUCCUCUUGAUAUAGAAUUAGCAUGUGAAUAUAAUAUACAUUGUGAUUGCGUCAUUACGUUAAAUUUUUAUUAAUUCAGUUGGAAGAGAUGAGAGAUCGCUAUAUGAUGCGUAGCGCCCUAAGAUUUUUGUUUGAUAUGUUUUUUUAAUGUUUAAAUUAUGACGAAGUAUAAGGAGAGCGUGGUAAUUCUUUGCGCAUCCAUAUAUAUAUACACACACACAUACACAGAUGGUCUUAGGAUUACUGCAGUUUCUAUCAAUAUAAAUUCCUUGGGCAAGAUGCAAUCGGUUUUUUCUUAACAAAGGCAUUAAAAAUUACUGUACUAUAAACGAUUAAAAAUUAAGAAUAUUACGUAGUAGUUCUUAAGGGCAUAAAUAAAUGUUAUUAUUUGCUUCGA